AUGACCACCGCUCACAUUUCUUCUCCCUUACCGCAGGACCUGUCGAGAUCCGUGACGACGAGUCCUGCUGUCCAGCUGCCUUGCGCGCCUCCCGAGUCUCUAUCUUUAUUCUCCAGCUCAUCCAGUUCGCGAACCGACCGUCGUUCAGUUGGGGCGAACAUUGGCGCCGAGAUCGAAGCGGAACAAUUUGCUAAACCCGGCAACAAUUGGCGGGGCUCGAUAUUUAGAAAGCUGGCGGGACCACGGGAGAACGCAAAGCGCCUGCUCCGCUUGGGGGCCCCCAUUCACUCGCCUUCUCCGUCUUCGCCACCCAUCCGCCCCAUGCAACGAACUCGCCGUCCACGUCCUGUCUCCGAGAUUGUGCUCUCGCCGGACGAUGCACAAAUGCUCGCCGCUCCGAAUCUAGCCACGGGGAGAAUGCGCGCCGGCUCCUCGCCGACGGCAUCCGUCUCCCAUUCCUCUUCGGCUUCGACUCAUACCAACGCGGCUUCUUCGGAUCCCGCGGUACCCUUCCCGACGCUGAGAAACGAAAAGAUUGUGGCGUCUGGCAGUGGUAUUUCGGUGGGAAUCGCUCUGACAGAGCCCGUCCUAUACCUCCAGGGCUACGAUCAGAAUGAUCCCAGCACCAAAAAGUCUGCCAUCCUGCGCGGGCAAUUGCAUCUCAAGGUCACCAAGAGUGUGAAGAUCAAGAAGAUCUCGAUUUGCUUCCGUGGUCAGGCGCAGACCGACUGGCCCGAUGGCAUUCCACCCCGGAAAAUCCACUUCCAUGACAAGAAAGAUCUGGUCACUCACGGAGUCAUGUACUUCAACCAUGGCGAUACUGCCUUGAUGCAGAAUGACUACGGUGCUCACUUUUACCAACAUGCGAAGCCGAUCACCUCCGUCGCGGGCAAGGAUGGCCCAACCGCGGUCACUCGCGAGAUCUUCUCCAAGAGUGGAUCGUCGGUCUCGCUGCAGACCGGACAGGCGACAAGCCGAGAGCUCAAGCGACUCUCGCUGCAAUCCAACCAGUCGCGCAGUUUCGGCAAAAACGACCCUCCCAUCGUUCCGCCCGCUCCGCAGCGCAACUAUCGCUUGUUCCCGGUGGGGGAUUACUUGUACAGUUUCGAAUUCCCGAUCGACGGGUCCCUUCCGGAGACCAUAAAAACGGAUCUGGGGUUUGUUCGGUAUGAUCUCGAGGCCAUUGUCGAACGCUCCGGUGCAUUCCGCCCUAACCUGCUGGGCAACUUGGAGGUGCCUGUGAUUCGCACCCCGGCGGAAGGCUCGCUGGAGCAGGUUGAGCCGAUCGCUAUUUCUCGCAAUUGGGAAGACCAGCUGCACUAUGAUAUUGUGAUCUCCGGAAAAUCUUUCCCUCUAGGCACCCAGGUUCCCAUUGCGUUCAAACUGACUCCCUUGGCCAAAGUGGAAUGUCACCGGAUCAAAGUUUACGUGACCGAAAACACUCAGCACUGGACUUCAGACAAGUCUGUUCACCGGUUCGCGCCGGCUAAGAAGGUGCUUUUGUUUGAGAAGCGAGCCGAUUCCAUCAGUUCCAGCACGUAUCCCGGAAGUUCGAUGCGAGUCAUGUCGGGCGGUGGCAUUGCCUACGACCAUCGUGCGGCUGCCGCUAGAGGGGAGGAAGUCGUGGAUCGAAAUCGAACCAACCUUCUCGGAGAUCUCUCGACCGAUGCCGGCGUUGGGCCGACCGAGAUGGAGUUCAAUGUCCAGCUGCCCAGCUGCCAUGAGAUGAGGAACCGGGAAGAGUCCCAGCGGUUGCAUUUUGACACCACCUAUGAAAAUAUCCAGAUCAACCACUGGAUCAAGAUCGUUUUGCGUCUCUCCAAGCCGGAUGAAAGAGACCCUAACAAGCGUCGGCAUUUCGAGAUUUCCAUCGACUCUCCGUUCCAUCUUCUCUCCUGCAAGGCCACCCAGGCUAACAUCUACCUGCCGGCGUACACGUCACCCAACUCGGACCCGGUGCCCCAAGCAAUGGAAUACGAGUGCGGGUGCCCCGGCGCGCCCAUCGUAUCUAGAGACAGCUCUAGCAGCCUUGCGCGCUCGCAGGAGGACCGAGAGGAGCCGCCAACCGGCCGGGCUGUCUCGCGGAGUUUCACAAGUGGCUCGGGUGGCUUGGCUCGACCUCCCCAGGCGCAUCUUGCCCACGAACCGGACGAACGGAGGCCUGAACCCGAACCGGCACCACGGCCCAUGCAUCUCCUGCGAGCUCCUUCUUUUGCACCUCCCGCUUUCGAAGACAUUCCUCCGCCGCCGCCGCUGGUGACGCCGCCUCCGGAGUACACCACCAUCGUCGGGGACAACGACCGCGAGACGAUCCUCGAGGAUUAUUUCUCGCGGCUGUCAACCUACGAAGACACCGCCGACGACGAACGAGGUCGCGGACGGGUCGAUGUGCCUUUGACUCCCGGCGGGCGAGUAAAUCGCAGCAUGGACGUUCCCCGAGAAUGGGUCCGUCUGGACCAGUCAGCCACUUAA
Molecule: messenger RNA, 2472 nt
Organism: Aspergillus steynii IBT 23096
Lineage: Eukaryota; Fungi; Ascomycota; Eurotiomycetes; Eurotiales; Aspergillaceae
Product: arrestin family protein
Exons: 3
Coding region: 1-2472 (823 amino acids)
Biological process (GO): ubiquitin-dependent endocytosis
Cellular component (GO): cytosol; cytoplasm
Molecular function (GO): protein-macromolecule adaptor activity; ubiquitin protein ligase binding
Source: RefSeq, a predicted model, not a curated record